AUGGCCGACGAACUGGAUUAUUUGAAUCCAGACUUCGACCUCAAUUCCCUCACCGUCCCUCGCUUGCGCUCUAUUCUCGUCAACCACGAUGUGCCGUACCCUGCCUCAGCCAAGAAGGCUCAGCUGAUCGGCAUCCUGCAAGACGAGGUUCUCCCCCAGGCGCGGAAGCUUCUACGGGACCGCGAACGGGUCAGGAGGACGAGCGCGGGUAUCACGGAUAUGGGAAGUCGAGCGACGUCCGUUGCGAGUGACGCGGACGAUCGCGAGUCCAUGCCUCCUCCGCCCGCCACACCCUCGACGGUGUCCUCGUCGACGGGGCCGCGACGCACGGGGACUAGACGCAGUACUCGAGCCUCGACUGCCGACACGGAUGACAGCCAUGCUCCUGCUACACCCGCUACGGCCUCGAAACGGCGGAGCGUGGCGCGAUCGGUGGGCAAGCACCCGCGUGCCUCGGAUACGGAAACCGGUGAUGAUUUGGCCGCAACGCCCGUUGCGGCUGUUGGAUCCACGGCGCGGAAGUCUACCUCUCGAAAGCUGCGGCGCAGUGAGGUGCUCCCAUCGACUGAGGUCGAAGAAUACACGCCAUCGACCAAGACAGAAUCCCGGGAUGAAAGUGUUUUCACCUACGACAAUCCCUUCCAGAGUGGUAGUCCCUCUGAGUUCCCGGGGAGUAGAGCUGCUAGCCAUGAUGGGAAGCGCAAGAGCGGGUCGCGGUUGUCGACUGAGAGCCCGGCUUUGAAGAGAGGGUUACGAUCGCGCAAGUCGGCUACUCCUACCAGCGUCAGGCAAGAUGAUGGAUACAAGGCUCCUGCGAGAGACUCGUUUGACUUUGCCUCUAAGCUGAGGCCCACCAAGGAGGAACCAGAAGAAGAAUCCGAUGACGAUCAUGAAGACGACGAGAGUGAUAUUGCUGGCGAGGAGUUCACUCCGGAAGAGCAGCUUGCCCUGGAGAGCGAGCACUACGCGCCGGAAACUACAGUACGACGACGGCCGCAGAAGCCCAGUGCUUUUGGCCGCAUUGCUCCUUGGCUGGUAAUCCUCUCUAUAUUCGGAAGUUUUGGCGCCUGGUGGCGCAAGGAGAAGAUCGAGAUUGGGUUCUGUGGUCUGGGCAAGCCCACCUGGUCGUUGGCUGAGACGAAAGUACCCGAGUGGGCCAACGUCCUCGAGCCGCGGUGCGAGCCGUGUCCACCCCAUGCCUUUUGUUACCCGGAGUUCGAGGCUCGUUGCGAGCAUGACUUUAUUCUCAAGCCCCACCCUCUUGCCGUUGGUGGUCUGGUUCCCCUGCCACCGACCUGUGAACCCGACAGCGAGAAGGCUCGUCGUGUGAAGGCUGUUGCAGAUAAAGCAGUGGAAGAACUUCGAAGCCGGCGUGCUAAGUGGGAAUGCGGGCAGCUGAAGAAAGAUGGGAAAGAUGCUCGCUCCCCUGAUAUCAGCGAACCAGACCUGAAGGAAGAGGUUGCAAAGAGACGUCGCAAGGGCAUGAGUGACAGCGAAUUCGAGGAUCUCUGGAAAGGUGCCAUCGGCGAGGUUAUUGACAAGGACGAGGUCGUCAGCAAAGUCCAGCAACCAUCCGCCGUCCUCGUCCUCAGUUCCACCUCCAUCGCCCGACUCCCCCUCACCUGCGCCGUCCGCCGAUACGUUCGACUCGCUCUCCUCGCGUAUCGACUCCCUCUUUCACUUCUAAUUCUGACUGCCGCCGCCCUUGUGUAUGCUCGGGCCCGUGUACGUGCCCGCCGCUCAGACAUCGCCCGCGUGCCCGAGCUCGUUGCCACGACUCUCGACCGGCUCGCCACGCAGGCCGCCCUGCAUGCCCGCAACGGCGCCCGAGAGCCGUACAUCCCCAUCGGCCAGCUCCGCGACGACGUCCUGCGCUUCGAGCUCCAGGGCAAGCGACGCGAGGAGCUCUGGCGCCGCGUCCGCCGCGUCGUCGAGGGCAACGCUAAUGUGCGCGCCGCCGUCCGUGAAGGCCGCAGCGGCGACGUCGCCCGGGUCUGGGAGUGGAUCGGCGGUAUUGGCAGUGUUGGCGGCACUAGCGCCGAUCUUGAGGGUAGUGCGCGCCGCGACAGUGCUCGAUUCUCUCUGCCUUCUCCCUCGAGUCCCGGGGCCCUGGAGUAUAUGACUGCCGACGACACUAAGCCCGACCCUGCUACCAGCCCGAGACAGUCUCGUCGCUGGGACGAGGGACGUCCGAUUUACUGA
Molecule: messenger RNA, 2202 nt
Organism: Penicillium alfredii
Lineage: Eukaryota; Fungi; Ascomycota; Eurotiomycetes; Eurotiales; Aspergillaceae
Product: putative sister chromatid separation protein (Src1)
Exons: 2
Coding region: 1-2202 (733 amino acids)
Cellular component (GO): nuclear inner membrane
Molecular function (GO): chromatin binding
Source: RefSeq, a predicted model, not a curated record